AACUGGUGCCCUGUUAUCCCUGUAGUUUUGUGUACCUUGACUAGUCAAGAAAGUAUCAGUACAUACGCGUCUGAACGGGAACAUUCUAGAGAAAAGAAAACAUUAUCUCACACAUUUUUAGACCAGAAAGGGUUUAGUAUUACUGCAAGAAGAUGUCGUCAUUAGCAUUAAACCCUAUACAGAUUUUCAGCCAAGGAGCUGAAGAAGAGAAGGCAGAAACUGCUAGAUUGUCAUCAUUUGUUGGAGCCAUCGCUAUUGGAGAUCUGGUCAAGAGUACAUUAGGUCCAAAAGGAAUGGACAAGAUACUGCAAAGUGGUGAGGGUAUACAAGUAACAAAUGAUGGUGCCACCAUACUGAAAUCCAUUGGUGUAGAUCUUCCUGCAGCCAAAGUUUUGGUUGAUAUAUCCAAAGUACAAGAUGAUGAAGUAGGAGAUGGCACUACCUCUGUUGUUGUGUUUGCUUGUGAACUUUUAAAAGAAGCUGAACAACUGAUUUCCCAGAAAAUUCACCCACAGACAAUUAUAUCUGGUUGGAGGUUAGCUACAGAUGAAGCUAGAAAGGCCCUGACAGAAUUUGCACGUGAUCAUGGAAAAGAUGAAAAGAAAUUUAAGAAAGAUUUAAUGAACAUUGCUAGAACCACACUCAGUUCUAAAAUAUUGACACAAUACAAGGACCACUUUUCAAAUCUAUGUGUUGAUGCUGUUCUUAGAUUAAAGGGAAGUGGAAAUUUAGAUGCUAUCCAGUUGAUAAAGAUACUUGGAGGAGGUUUACAAGACUCAUAUUUAGAUGAAGGAUUUUUGUUAGAAAAGAAAAUAGGUGUAGGACAGCCUAAAAGAUUAGAAAACUGUAAAAUAUUAGUAGCUAACACACCCAUGGAUAGUGACAAAAUAAAGAUAUUUGGAUCUAAAGUAAAGGUAGAUGCUGUUUCUAAAGUAGCAGAAUUAGAAUUAGCAGAAAAAGAAAAGAUGAAGGACAAAGUGAAUAAGAUCUGUAAAGUAGGAUGUAAUGUAUUCAUUAACAGACAAUUGAUAUACAACUAUCCAGAACAGUUGUUUUCAGACAAUGGAGUUAUGUCUAUAGAGCAUGCUGAUUUUGAAGGAGUUGAAAGAUUAGCCUUAGUAACAGGUGGAGAAAUCUGUUCAACAUUUGAUGCACCAGAUUUAAUCAAAUUAGGUCACUGUGAUUUGAUUGAGGAAAUUAUGAUUGGUGAAGAUAAACUUAUCAAAUUCUCAGGUGUUAAACUUGGAGAAGCCUGUACUAUAAUAUUACGAGGAGCAACAAAACAAAUCUUAGAUGAAGCAGACAGAUCUAUUCAUGAUGCCCUGUGUGUUCUUACUCAGACAGUCAAGGAAACCAAGACCGUCUUUGGUGGAGGAAGUUCAGAAAUGUUGAUGGCAGAUGCUGUAUCCCGAUUGGCAGCAAGAACACCUGGAAAAGAAGCUGUUGCUAUGGAAGCAUAUGCUAAAGCCCUAAGACAGCUACCAUCCAUCAUGAUAGACAAUGCAGGUUAUGAUACAGCUCAGUUGAUCUCAGAACUUAGAGCUUGUCAUACACAGAAGAAACACACCAUGGGAAUAAAUAUGGAUGAAGGGAAGGUAGAUGACAUGGAAGUCAAUGGCAUUACAGAAUCUUUCCAAGUUAAAAGACAGGUCAUCAUGAGUGGUUCAGAAGCUGCAGAGAUGAUCCUCCGUGUGGAUGAUAUUGUCAAAGCAGCACCACGACCAAGAGGAAGGGACGAUAGGCACUGUUAACAAAUCAGACUUUAUAUUCAUUGUGUGACAUUUUUCUACUUACAUAAAUUAUUCAGCUGUCGAUGAACAAAAUUAAUAAAAAAAAUACCAUCA
Messenger RNA from Mytilus californianus (California mussel), 1844 nucleotides. Its product is annotated as T-complex protein 1 subunit beta-like. The transcript is spliced from 16 exons. Bases 153 to 1751 code for a protein of 532 amino acids. Gene Ontology annotation, cellular component: chaperonin-containing T-complex; cytosol. The record is from RefSeq and is a predicted model, not a curated record. Gene Ontology annotation, biological process: protein folding. Lineage: Eukaryota; Metazoa; Mollusca; Bivalvia; Mytilida; Mytilidae. Gene Ontology annotation, molecular function: ATP-dependent protein folding chaperone; ATP hydrolysis activity; ATP binding.